AUGAGAAAGAGCAAGGGCCGGCAAAAGAUCGAGAUGGUGAAGAUGCCUAAUGACAGCAAUCUCCAAGUGACUUUCUCGAAACGCCGGUCUGGACUCUUUAAGAAGGCCAGCGAGCUUUGCACCCUAUGUGGUGCUGAGAUUGGCAUCAUUGUCUUCUCACCAGGUAAGAAGGUCUUCUCUUUUGGCCACCCCUGUGUGGAGACUAUCAUUGAUCGGUUUCUCACCCGAAACCCUCCCCAAAACUCCGGCACGCUCCAGCUUAUUGAAGCACACCGGAACGCCAGCGUUCGGGAGCACAAUGUGCAGCUCACUCAGCUCACAAACCAGCUGGAGGCUGAGAAGAAGCGUGGCGAGGCUCUGAACCGCAUGCGCAAAGCCGGCCAGGCUGAGCACUGGUGGGAGGCACCUAUUGAAGGGCUAGGGCUGCAACAGCUUGAGCAGUUGAAGGGGUCUUUGGAGGAGCUGAAAAAGAACGUGGCUAAGCAGGCUGACAGGCUUUUGAUCCAGAAUUCAAAUCCUCCUCAGUUUUUUGGAGCUGGGAACUCCAACCAUGUGGUUAUUCCCUUUGAUACCACAAUCCCUUAUGACACAAAGAAUGUUGGGUUCAGUGGCAAUGCGAUGCCCCACACAUAUAAUCAUGGAUAUGGACAUGGGUUUUUCUGA
Molecule: messenger RNA, 663 nt
Organism: Quercus robur (English oak)
Lineage: Eukaryota; Viridiplantae; Streptophyta; Magnoliopsida; Fagales; Fagaceae
Product: agamous-like MADS-box protein AGL62
Exons: 1
Coding region: 1-663 (220 amino acids)
Biological process (GO): positive regulation of transcription by RNA polymerase II
Molecular function (GO): protein dimerization activity; RNA polymerase II cis-regulatory region sequence-specific DNA binding; DNA-binding transcription factor activity, RNA polymerase II-specific
Source: RefSeq, a predicted model, not a curated record